This is a messenger RNA of Anopheles nili, 1361 nucleotides long. RefSeq names its product DNA methyltransferase 1-associated protein 1 (gene DMAP1). NCBI's taxonomy places the organism in Eukaryota, Metazoa, Arthropoda, Insecta, Diptera, Culicidae. Gene Ontology annotation, molecular function: transcription corepressor activity. Gene Ontology annotation, biological process: chromatin remodeling; negative regulation of transcription by RNA polymerase II; DNA repair. The record is from RefSeq and is a predicted model, not a curated record. Bases 33 to 1361 code for a protein of 442 amino acids. Gene Ontology annotation, cellular component: Swr1 complex; nucleus; NuA4 histone acetyltransferase complex. The transcript is spliced from 2 exons.
UUAAUAUAUCCGUUUAGUAUUUAGCUUGUAUCAUGGCUGACGUGCGUGAUAUUCUUGAGUUGGAGCGUCCGGUAACACCGGAGUUAACAAAGGAAUCGCUUUUGAAUACAAAGAAGCGUCCUGUGGAACGGAAAAUUGUUUCCAAACGUCCGGAGGGUAUGCACCGUGAGGUGUUUGCACUUUUGUACAAUGAUAACAAAGAUGCGCCACCGCUCCUGCCUACCGAUACGGUAUCGGGCUACAAAAAGACGAAGGCCCGGCUGGGCAUGAAAAAAGUCCGUCGCUGGGAAUGGGCACCGUUUGUGAAUCCGGCCCGUACCGAUGGGGCAGUCUUUCAUCAUUGGAAGCGUGCGUCUGACGAGCAGAAGGAGUACCCGUUCGCAAAGUUCAACAAACAGCUUGACAUCCCCACGUACACGCUGAACGAAUAUAACGCGCACCUUAAGACUACGAAGUGGACUAAACAACAAACGGACCAUUUGUUCGACUUGGCGAAACGCUUCGACGUGCGAUUCAUAAUCAUGUGUGAUCGUUGGGAGCGGGCAAACUACGGCAUCAAGUCGGUGGAAGAUCUCAAGGAGCGCUACUACGAGGUACUGGGCAUACUGAACAAGGUGCGCAACAAUGGCACAGAAAAGAAGAUGUACGUGUUCGAUGCGGAACACGAGCGGCGAAGAAAGGAGCAACUAAAAAAGUUGUUCGAUCGCACGCCCAAGCAGGUCGAGGAAGAGCAGCAGCUAUUGAACGAGCUGAAAAAGAUUGAGGCCCGAAAGAAGGAGCGCGAGCGUAAAACACAGGACCUUCAGAAACUCAUAUCGCAAGCCGAUCAACAACAGACGGAGCAUCAUCAAAAGGAGCAGCAGCAGCAACACCCACAGCACCAGGGAACGGCAAACAAGAAGCAGGAUAAAAAAUUAAACAAGAAAAAGAUUCAACAGCAACCACGCACAUCGAAGGUCGAUUCCGUUGUUAGUGCGGUGGAGAGUGCCGGUAUCAAGUUUACCGAUUUGCGUGGCACCGGCGUUUCGCUACGAUCGCAGAAGAUGAAGCUGCCGGCCAAUGUCGGUCAGAAGAAGGCCAAGGCGCUGGAGCAGGCUUUGCAGGAGUUUAAAGUUGACCCGAACCCGCCACCGAUCGAGGAAAUUUGCGUUGCCUUUAAUGAGCUGCGUUCGGAUAUGGUGCUGCUGUGUGAAUUGCGCACUGCUCUGGCAACGUGCAACUUUGAGCUGGAAAGCCUGAAGCACCAGUAUGAAGCGCUUUGUCCUGGAAAAACGCUCAACAUUCCGGCAGCGCUGGUGAAUCCACCGGAAGAGGAAUCGUCAAGUGGCAUUGAUGGGAAUGAUAUCGCAGCUAUGAUUUAG